CUGGCUAGGGGUGGGACGGUGGGCCGGCCGGGGAGGGCUCGGGACCGGCAGUCGGCUGCGCCCCUGCUUCAGGUGUUGCGGCAGUUCCACGUCGCCAGGCGGCCAGCAGCUUCCGUGAUCCCAGGCUGCCCCCAUCGUUUCGAGCGCCGGCUCUUCGGCUCCCGUGCAGCCAUGGCGGGGCCGGGUCCAGGCCCGGGGGAUCCGGACGAGCAGUACGAUUUCCUGUUCAAGCUGGUGCUGGUGGGUGAUGCGAGCGUGGGCAAGACGUGCGUGGUGCAGCGCUUCAAGACAGGUUCCUUCUCUGAGCGUCAGGGCAGCACCAUCGGCGUCGAUUUCACCAUGAAGACGCUGGAGAUCCAGGGCAAGCGGGUCAAGCUGCAGAUCUGGGACACGGCCGGCCAGGAGCGAUUCCGCACCAUCACCCAGAGCUACUACCGCAGUGCCAACGGGGCCAUCCUCGCGUAUGACAUCACCAAGCGGAGCUCCUUCCUGUCAGUGCCUCACUGGAUUGAGGAUGUGAGGAAGUAUGCGGGCUCCAACAUCGUGCAGCUGCUGAUUGGAAACAAGUCGGACCUCAGUGAGCUCCGGGAGGUGCCCCUGAUUGAGGCGCAGAGCCUCGUAGAGCACUACGACAUCCUGUGUGCCAUCGAGACAUCUGCCAAGGACUCGAGCAACGUGGAGGAGGCCUUUGUGAGGGUGGCCACGGAGCUGGUCAUGAGGCACGGGGGUCCCCUGCUCAGUGAGAAAGGCACCGACCACAUCCAGCUGGACAGCAAGGACAUUGGAGAGACCUGGGGCUGUGGGUGCUGACCGGCGUGCAGAGCAGGCAGGCAGGGGCCUCCCCACCACCUCUCUGUCUCUGGCCUGCCAAGCCCAGCCCUCCAGAGCUGGCCCUCCAGGACACCAGCCAUUCUAGGGCAGCUGGAUAAAAUCCUGGAAUCUUCCAUCCCAUGGCCUGGAUGCUUGAUGGGAAAGCUACCAUCAAGGAAGGAGGAAGCAGGGUACCUCGUGCAGUAGGCCUGUUGGUGCAGGGCAGGGUGUGGGGCCCCUCCUGCCAACCAGCGGCUGUCCCCUCCACGUCCUUACAUUCCAGGACUGGCCUGAGCCCGCUGGUAUGGACCACAGCGGGAGAGGGGCCUGGAGUGUGUCUGCCCUGCUCCACCCGUCCUGGUUUUGACUAUUUCACCCCAGGAGUCUGCUGCAGCUGUGGCAGCAGGUUGCUGCUUUUCAGGGGUGUGGCUGGUGCCUGGGGCUCUUCUGGGUCAUUCCGGGCCUUUGUAACUGUAGAGAGCAAGAGCAACCAGCCCAUGAGACUUGGUUCCUAAGCAUGGCUCCAGGGAGGCCCUGACACCUUCCAGGAGGGGAACCUGCCUGCCUUUACUGCCAGCUCUGAGCUCACAGAUACCUUGGGGCCCAGCUAGCUGCCUUAGCAAGACCUCUCAAGUUUUCUGGUUUUCAUGUAGUUUCUUGUUUUCAUCAGCACAAGUGUGGGGUCACGGCUCAUGACCAAGUGAGGACCGUCUGCUGGCUUGGGGCCCAAAGUUUUGCCACUCAGGUUGCAAAACUAGCUAAUUCUUUGGCACCGGUUCUAAGAAGUUUGGGGGAGGGGAAUGAGAUGGCAACGGGACCAUUUCAGGGGGUAAGUAAAAGCUUGUGCCCCUGCAGUGCAGGGUCGAGAGGCCCCAUCAAGGCACCUGGUCUCAUACCCCGUGCAGAAACCCUUCCUGCUGUGUUCAGAGUAUCAGCUCCCCCCUUUCAGGGCUUAGAGAGCUUCCCAAGCAAAAACGGUGAAGCCUGGAAGUCCUGGUCUGGCCAUUUCAUCCCCCUGUGCCCACCAGCCCAAACAGCAUCAAUGUGCUGGGUGCUGAGGUCAGAAGGCAGGCAGGGGCCUGGGUUUCUGGGGCUCUUGGAAGCAGCCCUGGCCUCUGGAGUACAGCUCAGAGGGCCACAGGGUCGAUCUUCCCAAGCCAACCCCAUCCUCCAUGUCAGCCCACUCCAGCCCCUUGGGGGAAACCACAGGAUAUAACCUGCUCUUGGGCUGUGGGCAAGGUCUCAUUUUGGGGAGGCAGCCCAGAGCCCAGGCUGCACCCUGGGCCGGCCAAACAACAGCCCCAGCUGACUUCCCUUGCUUCCACCCCACGCACGAUGGUCUGCGUUGUCCCCUCUCCCAGGCAGGCCCGGCUGCAGAGCAAGAAGCCAGAGUUUUGCAGCCCUGUAUAGGGGUGAUGCGGGGCUGGGCGGGACGGGAUUCCCUGGCUGAGGUGAGAGAGCGGGGGGGCAGCCAUGGGACUGAUGAGCCUGGUCCGCAGGGGUCCGCACUCCUGGGAAUCAGCCCACUGUUGGCUGGGGCGGGACGGGAGCUGGGAGCACAAGGGCUGCUUGGCGUCCUUCCUCAGGAGCCUCACUAAGAGGAUGGCGCUGAGAGGGACCUGGGGCUCUCCCUGCCUUGUCCCUCAACUGCAGUGCCUGGCCUCCUCCUGCCGAGUAGCAAGUGCCCGUCACUGAGAGGUUCCCUAAAGGGGUGCCUUGUUCAGGCCCAGGUCAAAGGUCUUCCAGCCCCAUGCCCUCUCUGCCAAGGGGCUGAUAAUUUGAGCAGAUCUGGGCAGUUAAGCGAGGCCCAGGUGGGAAUAGAAGUCUCAUGAAGCCUGGCCUUGCAGAGACCUGCUGCUUUGGAGAGAGGGAGACGUGAGGGGUCUCAGAGUGGAGGCUGGGGCCUGUACCCUAUGACUGGCCCCCAGUCCCUGCUGAGCACAGGUGCGAGCCUCCUUUGCCCCCUGCCCGCCUGCCCUGCCUCAGGGCUGGGGAAGGCCCUGGGCUGCUGGGAGGAUCUGGGGUGGGCACAGGAAUGGGUGGGGGGUAGGAUGGUGAUGGGCUCGGAGGUCACCUUGGACUGAGCCCCUUACCUCCUGAUCCCAGGGCAGGAGGCAGCACAGGCUUGGCUUGGAAGGGGGAAGAGAGCAGCCGGCCUACCUCAUGUGGGGGUGGGGGAGGUUUCCUCUCCCCAGGGCCUCGUUCUCUGCACCUCUUGCUACCCCCUCCAGGCAGCUCACUCCAGGAGUUUGGCCUAGAUGUCGGGAGGCCACCUUGGGCACCUUGCCUUCUCUCCCCAUCCCACCACAGAGCCCUCUGCACCUCUGGUUCAGACAGACCUCAUCCUCCUACCUGGACGUCUCACCGCCCUCCUCGGACCUUGGGCUCCCAGCUGCCGUCACUCCAAGCCACCCUCCUGGGGUUGUCAGCUUGGCAGAUGUGAAAGGUCACUCGUGGUCCCCUCCCCCUCAAGCUGUCUGGGGUGCCCUGGGACCCUUGGUAUGUGUUCUAUACUCCAGCAAUGUCCAGAGCCCCCACAGCUGUGCCCCAGCUUCUCUCCAGCACCUUCUUGUCUCCCAGGAGCACCCUCUGUCCAGGCUGGCCUCUUGCCCUCCUGGACUCACCACCCUGCCCUCUUAUUCAUGACUUCUAGAAUCCCACGAGUGGCCCAGCUGGACACCUCUGAGAACGGGCACCACCCUGAGCCAGGCUCUUGCUCAUAGUACCCUCUGGCAGGAAUGGCUCUUUCCCCACCCCUUGCUUGGCCUGCAAGGUCCACCCUUCCCGCCCCCCGCCAACCUUCCCGGGCUGAAGCCACUACAGGUUCCAUCAGAGAUACUUCCUGGGCCCUCCAUCUCAGACACAAAUGCUGAUGCUCAGGCCUGGCCCUGCAUAUAAUGAUAGCCGCAUGCUGCGUGGCGGCCUCACCACCUUUCUGGGUCUUAGUGAGGCUCUGACCUGGGUCUGAGAAAAUGGGGAAGUAGGUGAGACAAAACAAGACCCACCCCUGUUUCCUCUUCCAGCAGCCCAGGGCCUCUGGGGUAAAAGAACAGUUUAAUCUCUUCCUUUGUUUAUAAAUUACCCAAGAACAGAGCAGGUGAGGCAGUGGCUAGAGUGCAGGAGAGGGGGCAGGGGACUGGGGCCAGAUGGAGGGCCAGGAAGUGUCCUGGCAGCCCCCAAGCUGGAGGAGGGCCAUCUGUGACCUGAGUGGGGCUGGUGGAGCCUAGUCUAGAGGGAGAACAAGAGGCUGGUGUUUAAUACAAGCACAGUGGGUCAGGCAAGGGACAUUGAUUUGGACUCCUAAGCCAGACAGAUGGGUCUCCUGUCCUCCCAGCGGGGGCGGGGUUUAGGCCCCAAGGACACAGAUCCCAGCAGGCAUGGUGCUGGAGGAAGCUCCUAAUUCAUAUUGAAUUCAGUUACUCUUUCCCAGGAGGCGGUGCCCUCAGGGACCCUCUGAGCCCUGUCAGCCUGGGCAACUGGGAGGUGGGGAAGAACUCAGCCAGCCCAAGGAUGCCAUUUGCAUUUGGGAAUUUUUCACGAUACCUAUUUAUGAUAUAUGAAUCUUUAUAGCAAAUCUAUUUUGUAAAACAUGGAAAAGUUGCCUUUGUGGAAACUCAGCAGAGCCAGAGUAUACACAUUCCGAAACCAUUAAACAGAUUUCUGUGACAAGCCAA
Messenger RNA from Manis javanica (Malayan pangolin), 4484 nucleotides. RefSeq names its product RAB43, member RAS oncogene family (gene RAB43). Gene Ontology annotation, molecular function: GTPase activity; GTP binding. Lineage: Eukaryota; Metazoa; Chordata; Mammalia; Pholidota; Manidae. The record is from RefSeq and is a predicted model, not a curated record.